AUGAUGGAUCGGAACAAGCGCAACUCCAUUGCUGGCUUCCCCUCCAUGAGGCCAGACCGUCUUGAUGACCUGGAUGGUGGAGGUGGAGGGGAAUGGGCUCUGUCUCAGGUGGGAAGAGUGUGCCCCUCGUCCUACCGCGCCCUCAUCAGUGCCUUCUCCUGCCUGACGCGUCUUGAUGACUUCAUCUGCGAGUGGAUUGGCUCCGGCUUCUUCUCAGAGGUCUACAAGGUGGGUCUACGUUAUGAUUGACCUGAAAUGCAAUAGUUCUUUAUGGUAGGUAGGUGGUACUGGUAGGUACUAGGUAAAUAGUAGAUUGUCUGAGGACCAUUCAUUCAUAUCAACAUAUGGUUUAGGCUAGGCUAGCAGAAAGCUGUAAAGCAAUGGUGUGUCAUCACCAGGAUGAUUUAGAACGCUAUGAUCUCAUACACUGAGUUGUGGAGAUAUCUCUCAGCCCUCAUUCUAUUAUUAAACCUCAGUGUGUGGUAUAGAAUACAGUUAGCUAACACAUUGAGCGAGUGACACUGGGAGCAUGAGGGGGAGACGAGAGACAGCAACCAACUAAUAGCUGCCAUAGCUAGGUUAUUUAUCAUCAAAUAGGAUUACGUAGUACCUGUCUUGACUGCAUCAAACUGGGAGAACCUAGUUAAGCUAGCUAAUGUUUGGGUAUGUACAGGCCCUUCCGGAUAAGUCAGUUAAAAUGACACAUACCUGUGACAAUCAGAUCUGACCCAGAUUGGGUCUCGGGUAUUCGGGUACAGGUGGAUCCGUGAACACCUCUAGCCGCUUCCUAUUACAUUGAUCUAGCCUAUUCUCUCACAAUCGACUGAUUUGGGACGGGCGGAAUGCCCUUCUAUAUUUUCAUGUCGUAAUCAGAGCGACAUGGAAAUAUAGAAGGGCUUUUCGCACUGAAGAGGUUUAUGAUAGUGAUUAGACGUUAGGCUACAAUGGCUGUCUAAGUGCUAUAUUGUCAAUUACACUAAGUCAGCCUGACAUGGUUGGUACUUGUACAUAGAUUGCUGUUGAGGUUAGAUGUUCAAGUCCUUUGCUGACAUUUUGAGGUCAUGUUAGCUACGUUCACUUUUGGUGUAACCCACAUUGUAAUUUCCUACAUCCGGUCUCAGCGCUCAUUAAAGUUAUUUUCAUUUUUACUUUCAAUGAGGGACUUUCAAUUAGUUAUAGGCUAUUGACUUCAGCUUCACCUACUGAAAAGUCAGGGUAUUCUUUUUUGAUGUUGUCACAACCACCACAAUAAUGUCAGCACUUUCUAUCUCAUGCCUCCGUCUUAGUCAUACUAUUUCCAUUCCAUCUGUAUGUAUGAGUCAUGCAUACAGAUAGAAUGGAAAUAGAAUUCAGAGCAGUUCUUGGAUCAAGCAUGAAACUAUCCGAAUUACAGAAAGGAGUAGAAGUGUUGCUAUGUCUGGAGCCGUGAUGUACAGUAAUCUAAUGCCUGCUUCAGAGCAUGGCCAUAGUGGUCUGCCUUGGAAAUGCUCAUUGGAUUCAAAGGGUUAAUGCAUAGCACCCAAUGCUGACUUGGUGGGGGAAGGGCAACGUGUAGGGUCCUGCCCCAGUCUGUCUGAGGGGAAGUCAUCACACCAUGUAUUUUAGGGAGGGAAUGCCCAUCUAACCUGAACAUGACUGGGGCCUUCUGCCCUACAAAUAGUCCUUGUUGAACAAACCCUAAAGAAAAAGCUUCCUUUAUUUAAACACAUUCUUUUAAAGGUGCUGUUUAAUCCUUAGGGCCAUGAUAUUGUUAUAUUGCAGCUGAUUCCAGUCUUUUUCACUCGAGAUUCAAUGCAGACAAGAACUAUGGCUCAAGUCAAAAUGAUGACUUCAGCUUUAUUAGUACAAUAUUUACCCUCGUUGCUUGUCAAUUGUUUGUCGUCUCACUGACACCACACUUGCAUCUGUAAAUGCUUAACGGACCCAAAUAUUUACUGUGUAAUGAGAGUUCCAUAUUUGUCCAAGCAAGGGGACGAAAGAUCUACAUUACGUUUUCUUUUUUUAAAUCAUGAAAUCAAUGGAAUUAUCUGUUUGUCUUAGACUGUGUGUCCUGUCUACAGGGCUAGGUAUUGAGGAGGCUAGCUGGAUUGAUGAAACAGAUUGGAGGUGCAGGGUCUUGCUGGGGCAGCAUUAUGGGUCUUUGUUUGAGCCAGGCUGUUCUCGCUCUCUCUCCUGGUGGGCAGAGGGUGGGAGUGGGGGAGGUGGUCUAGAGGAGGCCAUCUGCUCCUCUCCUACAGGGAAGAGGAAGACUAGCUGCACCUUUGUACUUGAACUUCAAGAGUGGCUAAAGAACCACUAUAAACUGGAGACUCAUCCAAGUGCUAUAUAAGACUAGAUUGGUCUGCUUCCCUUUUCUGUACCUCAAACUUCCUUUUAUCUCCGCUCUCCAACAACGUUGAUAAACCCCUCAUAUCGAUCUGAAAAGGAUCAUAGAGAGAUUGAGACAAGGACAGCAAAUGAAACCUAUAAACUAGCUAUAUAACCAGAUAUGCAUUGUAUCUGUUACUGUACUCGCAGACCGACCUGAGAGACUUAGUAUCUUCUUAGUCACUGGUUUCAGUGUCUUAAUAUUUCAGCUGGAGGAAGUGUGCAGUAGCAGAUACAGCUUAUUUUCUCACCCUGACUCAUAACUUCCUGUGUUUUUUAUGGCCCUGAGAAAGCAAAUAAAUCUGAUCUUAGGGAAGUACAGAGUUUGUUCUGUAUUGUUGUAGUUGUUAGGACAGUAUUCUGCCUUCUCUGCCAAUAAAAGGGGUACAUUUUAGGUAGUUGUGAUAGGGUAACACCUAGGUUACACAUUACAACAUUCAUAGUCUUGACCUCAGCUCAGUAUUCUUUCAAGUGCACCACUGUGUGGAUGACAGACAGCCACUCAUCUUUGAUCACAACAGAGAACAUGCUGCAAGGAAGGCCAGUGACUGACCUAAUUCAAAGUAGAAAUAGAUUAGGUUGACUCCCCAUUGUUAUGGUUCUGGAUUUGGAAUGACAUUCAUUUUGCUGCAGAAAUAGAGCAAACCAUUCUCCACGAUCUUGGAAUAACGAUAAUGUUUAGGGAAAAGUGUCCCCAUGAUAAGGGAAUAUUGAUAAGGGAACGUUAGUGUUAAAGAGAAGCGUUCAGAUAAUGCCUAAAUGACCGGAUUGUUGUGUUCGUUGCAGGUACGCCACAGAGUGUCGGGCCAGGUGAUGGCUCUGAAGAUGAACAAACUGAGCAGUAACCGAGCCAACAUGCUGAGAGAGGUCCAACUGAUGAACAGACUGUCCCAUCCCAAUAUCCUC
This is a messenger RNA of Coregonus sp. 'balchen', 3273 nucleotides long. The record is from the annotation of a GenBank genome assembly. Lineage: Eukaryota; Metazoa; Chordata; Actinopteri; Salmoniformes; Salmonidae.